AAAACGGCAACGUGUUUCGGCAAGCUACGAGAAGAUACAUAAUUGAGAGAGGCGACGGUUGCAUCUCCCCACAGUUAUUGAGAAGAGACACAUCUGAUCAUCCUCGCCGAGGUCAGCUGGCCCGACUAAUUAGCCGACAUGGAGAUCAGGAGCCUGAGAGUUGAGCACUACCACGAACCAACAGUCGUCGCCGAGGACAAGCCACGCAUUUCCUGGUCAUUUGAAGGGUCGAGCCGCGGGUGGCGUCAGAAGGCAUAUGAGAUUUCCAUUCAACGACGUCUCCAGGAUGAACCUGAGAUAUUCGCUGCCGCUUCCUCGCAAUCACUCUAUGUGGAGUGGCCUUCACGGCCUUUGGACUCGCGCGAGAUUGCCACACUGCGCGUUCGGGCGCUAUCUGGAGAUUCGGUUUGGACGCCGUGGUCGCCUUCUCUGCGAAUCGAAGCCGGGUUGCUGAAGCCGGACGACUGGCACUGCUCCCUGAUCCAACCCACAACGAAGCGAGACAAAGAUGCGCCUCUUCGUCCGGUGCGCUUCCGGCGACUCUUUCAUGUGAAGGAAGCACCACACAGCGCUCGGCUUUAUAUCACCGCUCAUGGACUAUACGAGGCCUUCAUCAAUGGGAGUAAGGCUGGGGACCAUGUGCUCGCCCCGGGCUGGACUACUUACGACCAUGAGCUGUCGUAUCAGACCUUCGACAUCUUGCCGCAGUUGCAAGUAGGGGCAAAUGUGAUCAGUGCGGAGGUCGCCGAGGGCUGGUAUUCCGGCAGACUGGGAUUUGCGGGUGGCCAGCGAGAUAUUUGGGGUUCUUCGGUUGGCUUGUUCGCCCAGCUCAUGAUUACUUACGACGACGGAACCAUGGAGAUUAUCGGAACCGACAGCAAUUGGACGUUCAGUCAUGGCCCCCUACUCCAGGCCGAAAUCUACGAUGGAGAGGUCUUCGAUGCCAGGCUGGACCUCCCAGGCUGGAGUGAGCCGUCGUUUGUGGAGAAGAACUGGCAGACAGUCGGGCUCGGCAAGCUGAACCCUUCCAUCUUGCGGGCACCUGAUAGCCCUCCGGUGCGUCGGAUGCAGGUUUUGCCUGCACAAACAAAGCUGCAGUCCCCCAAAGGAAAUGUCAUACUCGAUUUCGGACAGAACCUUGUCGGCUGGGUGCGGUGUGAACUUUCCGGUCAAGAAGGACAUACGAUUCGGCUCAUUCAUGCUGAGGUCCUGGAGAACGGCGAGUGUGCUACUGCGCCGCUUCGCGACGCCAAGUGUACGGAUACGGUGAUUUUGUCCGGAGAGCCUUUUGUUUAUGAGCCUCGAUUUACAUUUCACGGCUUCCGCUAUGUCCAAAUCGAAGGCUACACCUUCGACGAAAUCAAGCUCGGGAACUUUUGCGCCGUGGUAAUUCACACAUCCAUGUCUCGAACGGGUUGGUUUGAGUGUUCGGACCCUAUGCUGAAUAAAUUACACGAAAAUAUCGUCUGGUCUAUGAAGGGCAACUUCGUCUCCGUUCCUACGGACUGCCCGCAAAGAGAUGAGCGCCUCGGAUGGACUGGAGAUUUGCAGGCCUUCACGCCGACGGCAACCUAUCUAUAUGACACCGGUGGUAUACUGAAAACUUGGCUCCGCGGACUAGCUUACGAGCAAAACGAAGAUGGCACCGGUGUACCGCCGCUGUUCACACCUGAUAUCUGGAAAGGGCGGCCGAACAUAGCAUCUGCAGUCUGGGGGGAUGCAAUCAUCAGCGUACCAUGGGACCUUUACCAAGCUUCUGGCGAUACGGCAUUGCUCCGCAGUCUCUACGCAAACAUGGAAGAUUGGUUGAAGAGGGGAGUGAAACGAGACGAAAACGGCCUUCUAUGGGACCCCGAUCAUUCUCAGCUUGGAGACUGGCUUGAGCCUACUGCACCAGCCGAUGACCCAGGCAAUGGACCGACGGACGAGAUUCUCGUAUCAAACGCAUUUCUCAUCCGCAUGACAGAUCUCAUGGCUUGUAUCUCACACAUCUUGGGUGAUGACCAGCAGAGUGAGCUGUACAAGAAGCAAGCAACCGAGCUGCGUAUGCAAUUCUCUCACUCUUACAUCACUGAUAAAGGAAGGGUUGUGUCAGAUACACAAACGGCCCUGGCGCUGGCAAUCCAUUUCUCCCUCUUCCCAACCACCCGUCAACAAGAUGCCGCCGCCGCGCGGUUGGUUCAUCUGAUAAAACGCAACGCCCGCUUCAAAAUCGCCACAGGCUUCGCAGGGACGCCCAUCCUUGGACAUGCCUUGAACAAGAUCGGCCAGCAUCAAUUGUUCUACCGGAUGCUCGUGCAUCGGAAGCCACCGUCCUGGCUUUACCCUGUGACUAUGGGCGCGACGACCAUCUGGGAACGCUGGGACAGCAUGCUUCCCGACGGCACACUGAACUCGUCCAACAUGACGAGCUUCAACCAUUACGCACUGGGCGCCGUGGCGAAUUGGAUGCACUCCACGAUCGCGGGUAUUCAGCCCCUGGAGCCCGGCUGGAAGAGGAUACGCAUCGCUCCGGUACCAGGAGCGACGCUCUCGUCUUGUCGCGCUCGGUUUCUGACUCCUUACGGCGAGCUGGAAGUUUCGUGGGAGCUGAGAGACGGUCAACUGCAUCUGACAGCCCGAAUCCCGGGAAACACAGAAGCAGAGAUCACGCUCCCAGGCGCAGAGCCUCAACUUGUGGGAUCUGGGACGCAUGUCGUUUCUCAUGCUUAUUCUCCGCCUGACUGGCCGCCGCUGCCUAUUUACCCUCCAUUUGUACCGCAUGAUGACGACGAGCCUUGAGGGGAAUGUAUAGCCGGAUGGCAGUGACUGCGGGGCAGGAAUUACUUUUAGCUUGAAGACUCUUGGUUGGAGAUGUAUUUGAAUAGAUACGAGACAGGUCGUUUUGAACUUCAGCCUUUUUUUUUUGUAAUCCCAAUGGCUUUUGAUAGGUUUGUUGAGUUUGGCCAAUCAGCAAGACUGAUCUGCUCAUCAUGCACGACAGGCGAACUACGCCGCAAUGUCUUAUGAAACACUCUCAACCCGUAACUCUGGAAUCAGUCAGGGGUAACGGAUAGUGGCGAUGACUCGGUUUAUUUCAUCGCGGAUGAAGUCCAGGAUCUACACGUCUUUACUGCCGUUGUCUAGCCUCAGCAAUCGAU
Molecule: messenger RNA, 3140 nt
Organism: Ilyonectria robusta
Lineage: Eukaryota; Fungi; Ascomycota; Sordariomycetes; Hypocreales; Nectriaceae
Product: bacterial alpha-L-rhamnosidase-domain-containing protein
Exons: 1
Coding region: 139-2781 (880 amino acids)
Biological process (GO): carbohydrate metabolic process
Source: RefSeq, a predicted model, not a curated record